UCUUAUUUGUGUUUCAUGCCAAACAUUAGUAAAGGUUACUUGUACUUAAGGAAGGACAAAAUAACUAGUUACAGUUUAUAGGCCUUCCAAUACCCUAGAACUAGAUUAUUUGAAGUUUAGAUUUAAAGCAUAUUGGUCAAUGAUUAAAUAGGAUUUUGUAGAUCAUUGAUAUCGUUUAUUUGUAGGCUACGUAACGUGACCAGGCUCUCUUUGACUCUACUCUGAGAAACCAGACGGGGGCAUUGUCUACCAAAAUAUGUCCCAAUCAUGAUGGAAAUCGUGGAUAGGCCUACUUUAAUUUUUAACCUUCUUAUGCAACCAAGCUAAGCCUAAUCAUGCACUUUAUUCACGAUGAUCUAAUAAUUGCUUCUAAAAUGAAGUGGGACUAGAACAUAAUUGUAAACUGCUGAUUUGAUUAAUUAUUUUUACUCGAAUUUAUCCUUGCACUUUUGGGGUUUUAUAUUCAUUGUUUAAUGCACUUAUUGUAAGUAACGUUGGACCAAGCGUCAGCAAAAACAUGGAAUGGAACGCAAAUAAGCAAAAAGAAGGAUGGGCGACAUCUGGUAAAAUAGUUAUAGCCACGUUUUGGCCAAAAUAGUUGAAUUGUUAUUCGGCUAUUUCACAACGUUACAUUGUCUCAGGAUCUACUAUUUGGUUAUCGGGGCAAUACAAAGCAAUCCCAGAGGAAGUGUAGCAGGGGUUCAGUGGGGGGUUUAGGGGUGUAAGCCAUGCCUCUCUGCGGACUCCGGGCCAUUGUCUAAAAGAGAGCGCGCUAUUUGCAAAAUAAAGGUGGUCAACUUGCCUCGGGCAUCCCGCUAUGAAGGGUUAAUAGUUUUUGUUUUUUUCGUUGUCGCUUAACUGGGAUUGCAUUGCAAUGUUCAAGUAUUAUCACUGGGGAUUGCUCUCGCGUAUUUGUGCAACGACGAGGGGUUGUGUCGUUUCCCAGACAGUCCUGCUGCUCCGCUGAUAGGCGGUCGGAAGCUGGUCGCUUCAAAUAGUCAGGCGAACAAUCCGGACUGGGGAGGAAAACAUUACAACGGGAUACGGAAGCAAGGAUUUGCAGAACAUUUAAUACCAAAACGGGACACAUGUUGAGCUAACGGCCCACCCCACCUCUCCACCCCUUGCUCCCAAUGCGUUUGUUUACUUGCUUAGGUCGCUUCCCGUUACUAAUUAUUUUGUAGAGAAAGCCAACAAAUUCCGUCUCCAGUCUCACAGGGCAGUCGUGUUGGGACGACCAUGGAUCUCAGUAAAAUGGCUGUCAGCAUCAAUAAAGCCAUCAACACACAGGAGGUCGCCGUCAAAGAGAAGCAUGCUCGGACGUGCAUCCUGGGAACGCACCAUGAGAGGGGAGCCCACACCUUCUGGGCGGCGGCCAACCGCCUGCCGCUGUCCAGCCACGCCGUCCUCUGCUGGAAGUUCUGCCACGUCUUCCACAAGAUCCUGCGCGACGGACACCCAAACGUGAUUAAGGAUUCCAUGAGGAACAAGGCUGAUUUGACAGACAUGAGCAGGAUGUGGGGUCACCUCAGCGAAGGCUAUGGGAAGCUGUGCAGCGUCUACCUCAAACUGCUCAUCACCAAAAUGGAGUUUCACAUCAAAAACCCCCGUUUCCCAGGCAACCUGCAGAUGUCCAACAGACAACUCGAUGAGGCGGGAGAGAACGACGUUAACAACUUUUUCCAGCUGACAGUGGAGAUGUUUGACUACCUGGAGCUGGAGCUUAACCUCUUUCUUGGCGUCUUCAGCUCCCUGGACAUGUCCCGGUCCGUGUCGGUGACAGCGGCGGGCCAGUGCCGGCUGGCUCCUCUGAUCCAGGUCAUCCUGGACUGCAGCCACCUGUACGACUACACCGUCAAGCUGCUCUUCAAACUGCACUCAUGCCUGCCAGCAGACACACUCCAGGGCCACAGAGACCGUUUCCAGGAGCAGUUUAAGAAGUUAAAGAGUCUGUUCUACCGCUCCAGUAACCUGCAGUACUUCAAGAAGCUCAUCCAGAUCCCACAGUUACCGGAGAACCCUCCCAACUUCCUGCGUGCGUCGGCGCUCUCGGAGCACAUCAGCCCGGUGGUGGUGAUCCCGGCCGAGUCCUCCUCUCCAGAGUCCGAACACGUGGUGGAGACAGAGGACCUGGUGGACAUGGAAGUCCCCUCACAGCCGGCUGCCGUUGAAACCAAGUUUGAUGACCUGUUUGGCACCUCGGCCGCUACGGACCCCUUCAACUUCAACAGCCAGAACGGCCUGCGCAAGGACGAGAAAGACCGUCUGAUUGAUCAGCUGACCAGGGAGAUCCAGGCCCUUAAGGAUGAGCUGGAGUCUUUUAGACUGGAGAGUGGCCGCCUGUGCCAGGCGCUGCGGGGGCGUGUCAACGAGCUGGAGGCGGAGCUGGCGGAGCAGAGUCACCUGAGGAUGCAGGCGUCGGGGGAGAGCGAGUUCCUGCGGGCGGAGCUGGACGACCUGCGGCGCGUCAGGGAGGACACGGAGAAGGAGCAGCGCAGCCUCACCGAGAUCGAGAAAAAAGCCCAGGCUAACGAGCAGCGCUACACCAAGCUGAAGGAGAAGUACACAGGCCUCGUCCAGAGCCACGCGGAGCUGCUCCGAAAGAACGCAGAGGUGACCCGGCAGAUGACGGUGGCACGGGCUGCGCAGGAUGAGGUAGAGGAGGUGAAGAAGGAGAUGCAGGAGAUGGUGAAGGCUUCCCAGGAGGCUUCAGACACACAGGAGCAGCAGCAGCUGGAGCAGCUGCAGGAGCUCCAGAGAGAGCUGGGCUCCAGCAGGGUGGAGCUGGACGCCCUGAAGACCACCAUGACGUCCUCCCAGCAGUCAAGUGAAGCCCAGAGUGUGCAGCUGUCCACCCUGGAGACGGAGAAGACGCAGCUCGCCCAGUCCCUCACUACAAAGGAGGCGGAGCUCACUACCCUGGGGGAGGAGCUACAGCAGGCUCAGAGCUCACUGGCCAGCGAAAGGGAGAGUGGGGUGAAGACGGCAGAGUCCCUCCAGAACCAACUCAACGAGAAGGAGAGCCGAGAGCAGGCCCUGGAGAGCGAGCUGGGGGCGUCCCGCUGGGCCAGUGUCCAGGGGGCGGUGCUGGAGGCAGAGAAGAUCAUCCAGGACUCCCUGCUCCAGAUCCAUCACCCGGCCCACCUCAGCUGCACCAGCUCUGCAGACUACUUGGUAUCGAGAUGUCAAGCCUCUCUGGACUGCAUCGACAGACUGAACUCUGCCAGAGAGUCCUUCCAGGCAGACAGCACAGGAGGCUCGGAGCUGGUGCGCGCCGUGACUCAAUGUGGCCACCUGGUGGGCGACACCAUCGUCCAGGGAAGCGCCACCUCUCACAUGGUCCCGGUGGAGCAGGCGGAAGCGCUGUCGGAGAAAGUCAAGGCGUGCGGGGCCGAGGCCCUGGCCCUUCUGGGGCCCAUGCGGGAGCAGGAGACCCUGUCCUCCGCAGACGGCUCCAGGCUGCGGGACGUCCUGCAGGGCAUUCUGGCCACGGCUGAGAAACUGCGUCCUCGGGGUCUAGAGCUGCAGCAGGGGGAGCUGGGAGAUCUGGUGGAGCAGGAAAUGGCAGCGACUUCUGCCGCGGUGGAAUCGGCCGCUUCCAGGAUAGAGGAAAUGCUGAACAAGUCCCGGGCGGUCGACACCGGUAUCAAGAUGGAGGUGAACGAGAGGAUCCUGGCUUCCUGUACAGAGCUGAUGCAGGCCAUCAAGGCCCUGGUGCUGUCCUCCAAGGACCUGCAGAGGGACAUUGUUGAGAGUGGACGGGGGGCGGCGUCCAUGAAGGAGUUCUAUGUGAAGAACUCCCGCUGGACCGAGGGCCUCAUCUCCGCCUCCAAGGCGGUGGGCUGGGGGGCCACAGUCAUGGUAGAUGCAGCAGACCUGGUGGUGCAAGGCAAGGGGAAGUUUGAGGAGCUGAUGGUGUGCUCUCAUGAGAUCGCCGCUAGCACUGCGCAGCUAGUGGCCGCGUCCAAGGUGAAGGCGGACAAGGACAGCGCCAACCUGCAGCGCCUGCAGCAGGCCUCGCGGGGCGUGGCCCAGGCCACCGCCGGCGUGGUGGCCUCCACCAAGUCGGGGAAGUCUCAGAUCGAGGAGACCGAUACAAUGAACUUCACCAGUAUGACGCUCACCCAGAUCAAACGCCAGGAGAUGGACUCACAGGUGCUGGUCCUGGAGCUGGAGACCCGGCUGCAGAAGGAGCGCGAGCGGCUAGGCGAGUUGAGGAAGAAGCACUACGAGCUGGCCGGGGUGGCAGAGGGCUGGGGCCAGGACGACCAAGGCACAGGUUGACCCCUGACCCCGUAUUCAACCGCAAGACUGGCCUUUCUUCCCCUGCCUACUUCCAUGUAUACACAGGCUCGACUUCCCCCCUUUUCUCUCUGUUUUCAUUUCAAGCCAAAAAGAAGGGUGCAUCUUUACUGCACCUGACCAGAGAGGUUCAGAGACCAAUGAGGGUUGGAACAGGGUGGGGCGGGGGGGGGGGAGGAGCAG
This is a messenger RNA of Gadus chalcogrammus (walleye pollock), 4485 nucleotides long. It is a transcript of the gene hip1, whose product is annotated as huntingtin interacting protein 1. The record is from RefSeq and is a predicted model, not a curated record. Gene Ontology annotation, molecular function: clathrin light chain binding; actin filament binding; phosphatidylinositol-3,4-bisphosphate binding. Gene Ontology annotation, cellular component: actin cortical patch; extrinsic component of postsynaptic membrane; presynapse. Lineage: Eukaryota; Metazoa; Chordata; Actinopteri; Gadiformes; Gadidae. The transcript is spliced from 31 exons. Gene Ontology annotation, biological process: clathrin coat assembly; actin filament organization; endocytosis. The coding region runs from base 1240 to 4284 and encodes 1014 amino acids.